AUGAAGUGUCGACGUCCACCGCAGCGCCUCUUUGGGAACACGACGCAGCAGCCGCUGCUCGCUUCACUGAGGAACCGCGAGACGCGCCGCCGCCUGCUCGAGGCGAGCGAGCAGCGCGCCGGACGUGGCGACGAGAAUGGCACAACCGCCAUCACGGUCGAGAUGGCGCAGCUGCGCCUCAGGAGGGCGACGCUGCUUGGCAAGAAGAGCUUUGCGGAGUGGCAGCUCCAGAACCAGAUGGCCGAUCCGGCGUCUGCGGAGGCGUUGCUGCGCGACAUGGGCAAAGCGGCAGCGUCAAAGGCGACGAAGGAGGCCGCUGACAUCCAGCAGAUGAUCCGCGAGGAGGGUGGCGACUUCGAGCUGGCGUCAUGGGACUGGCGCUACUACGCGGAGCGGGUGCGCAGGCAGCUGUACGAUCUCGACGAGAACGAGGCGAAGCCGUACUUUGAGCUGAACAACGCCCUUGAGCGCGGCGUGUUCUACGCGGCGGAGAAGCUCUACGGCGUGACGAUGCAGCGGCGCACCGAUCUGCCGGUGUACCACCCCGAUGUGAUGACGCUCGAGAUGUUCGACUGCACGGGCGAGUCGCUCGCCAUUUUUGGCAUCGACCCCUACGCGCGUGCAGGCAAGCGCGGUGGUGCGUGGAUGACAUUCAUUGUUCGCCAGGCCUCCCUGCUUGGCCGAAAGCCAGUCGUGUACAACGUGCUGAACACUGUGAAGCCGGCGGAGGGAAGGCCGGCCUUGUUGACCCGUGACAACGUGACGACGCUCUUCCACGAGUUCGGCCACGGACUCCACGGCAUGCUAAGCAACCUCCCGUACUCAACACUCUCCGGCACGAGCGUCGCCCGUGACUUCCUCGAGUUCCCAUCGCAGAUCAACGAGCACUGGGCGAUGUACGAUGCCGUGCUGAAGAACUACGCGCUUCACUACGAGACCAAGGAGCCGAUCCCGCAGGCGCUGGUGGACCGCAUGAAGGCGGCCGAGACGUACGGUGCCGGCCUCCAUACCAUCGAGGUGGACAAGGCGGCGUACCUCGAUCUCCACUGGCAUCGUGCCACGGAGGAGGCGGCAAUGAGGGCCUUUGGAGUUGGGAUGACCGAGGUGCCGCCGCGCUACCACAGUGGGUACUUCCUGCACAUUGUCGCUGGCGGGUACGCCUCGAACUACUACGUGUACGAGUGGGCGCGGGUGUUGGACUGCGACGGGCUCGAGUGGUUCCUGGAGAGCGGUGGGCUGACGCGCGAGAACGGAGAUCACCUGCGCGCGCGCGUGCUCUCUGUGGGCAACUCGGUGGACGCCAACGUUGCGUACGAGAAGUUCGCUGGCCGCAAGGCCAACAUGAAGGCGUUCCUGCGCAUCAACGGUCUGCUGGGCGAGUAG
Leishmania braziliensis MHOM/BR/75/M2904 is the source of this 1383-nucleotide messenger RNA. Its product is annotated as putative peptidyl dipeptidase. The record is from RefSeq and is a predicted model, not a curated record. NCBI's taxonomy places the organism in Eukaryota, Euglenozoa, Kinetoplastea, Trypanosomatida, Trypanosomatidae. The transcript has a single exon. Gene Ontology annotation, molecular function: metalloendopeptidase activity. Gene Ontology annotation, biological process: proteolysis. Bases 1 to 1383 code for a protein of 460 amino acids.